AUGUUGAUGGCGUCGAAAGGGCAUUUCUUCGGGCAGAUACCGCAACCGAUACACAGGCGCUCAGAGAUGAAGGCAAUCUUGGAGUCGUUGGUGACUUCGAUGCACAGCUUGCCAGUGCGGACUACAGGGCAAGACUUCUUGCAUUCUUGCCUGCAUUUC
Molecule: messenger RNA, 159 nt
Organism: Didymella exigua CBS 183.55
Lineage: Eukaryota; Fungi; Ascomycota; Dothideomycetes; Pleosporales; Didymellaceae
Exons: 1
Source: RefSeq, a predicted model, not a curated record